UAAUGUUUUUUUGAGAUAGAGGAACUGGGAAAGGUAGAAAAGCAGUGUUUUGCAAUGUGUUAGUGGCCUUUAAUCUGAACUAAGUAAUAAUAAUAAUAAUAAUACGUUAAAAUAUGGAGUGUUUGUGAAAAACAGCGUCACCGGUGUUAUUUGGAAGAAGAAGAAAAUGCUGUAUGAUAGUACAGGGAAGAUUAUGAUGAUAAUGACAAUGAACUAGAAUUAUUUAAACAGUAAUAAGGCCUCCAGACUCUGAAGGAAUGACUGUGAGUUCGAUUGUAGAUACCUAUUUGUAUAUUCUGAGUAGGGUGGGAAACUUGUGGCUCAGCCAGGGUCAAAGGCGAGCACCUUUACAGUCAACCAACAUCCACUGCAGGAUAAAUCCAACCAGAAUCCUUCACCUCCGAACACCAUUUGGUGGUAAAGUAGCAUACUUGAAGCAGAGUCAAUGCACAAAAAACAAGGGCGUGAAAUUAAUUUUUAGUAGAGGCAGUUACCUCAGGAGCAAAUUUGGAUUAUACUCUAACAUUUCCCAGUUCAGUACCUCAUUAUCACGUGGCUCAACCAGCCUGAGCCACUGCAUGUCUCGAAUCAAGAACACCUUGGAGUCUGUUUCGAAAGCCGUCAGCAGUACUCAUACCGAGCUCCUGUUGAAAAUUGUCCGACUGAAGCCAAGCACGAGUGCAGCAGGGAAGGAAAUAGAAUCCAUAGUACAGUUUAAAAGUGAUGAUUCUGACAAACCUGUGUCGGUUGCUGCUGAUCCAAAAUCUAAUAAACUUGAAGACAAAAAGAAGCCUUUGGAGAAACCCAUCCUAGCUCAUGGAAAUUCAGCAUCCACCAUAAGUACUGCAAAUAACAACUUGAAUCAGAAAACGUCCAGAGAUUCUUCAGCUGCUAAAGGUACAAAAACAGAUCUUUUCCAUCCUAGCUACUUUACCACCAAUUUUGGUGAAACCUACAAUUUUGUAGCGACUCACGUGAAUGAUUAUUUUGGGGGCAAAACAGACAUGGAUCCUGAUAAAAAGCCUGAUAAAAAAGAUGAUACCACCAAAUCUCCGAAUUCAGCAGUGUCUUCUGAAUCCACACCUGCCUCUGCUGUUUCAACUUCUCCAAAAAAGGGAAUAGCCAAUGUUCUGGCAUGCUCUACCAAUAGUGUGCAGGCAUUCAUGGGCAGCUAUCUCAGCACCUUGGUACCGAGAUUUCGGUCUGAGUCUAAAAGUAGUGCAGAAGACAAAAAUGCACUGCAGUCAGCAGUGGAAGAGACAGCAAAGAAGGGGGAGACAGUGACUGUUAAGGAGCCCAAGACUUCAGAUGACAAAGCCAAGCGUCUUUCACUUCAGAGAGAAAAGAUAAUUGCAAGAGUCAGUGUGGAUAACCGAACCAGAGCACUAGUCCAAGCACUGCAGAGAGCCUCUGAUGUAAAGGUCUAUAUCAACAGGGUUGAGGAACUGAGUUAUCAUCUACUAGAGUUCCCAGAAACCAAAGGUGUAGCCGUGAAGGAGAAGGUCAUUCCCUGCUUGUUGCGACUAAGACAGGCCAGUGAUGAGACUCUGCAGGCUGCUGUUCGAGAGGCUCUGUCUUUGGUGGGAUACAUAGACCCUGUGAAAGGGCGUGGCAUUCGAGUGCUUUCCAUUGAUGGUGGGGGAACAAGAGGACUGGUUGCACUUCAGACUCUGCAUAAACUGGAAGAGCUCACUGGAAAGCCAAUUUAUCAGCUGUUUGAUUACAUCUGCGGCGUUAGCACAGGGGCUAUACUAGGCUUUAUGCUGGGGCUGUUCCAGAUUCCUCUUGCUGAGUGUGAGGAUUUGUACAGGAGGCUGGGCUCUGAUGUGUUCAAACAGAAUGUCAUUGUUGGGACAGUGAAGAUGGGCUGGAGCCAUGCCUUUUAUGACAGUGAAAUAUGGGAAACCAUACUGAAGGAAAGAAUAGGAUCCGAUCUCAUGAUAGAAACUGCUAGGAAUGCAAAAUGUCCAAAGGUGGCAGCAGUGAGUACAAUAGUGAAUCGAGGAACACCUUUGAAAGCUUAUGUCUUCAGGAACUACAACCUUCCCCCCGGAGUGAAAUCACACUACUUAGGAGGCUGUCACCACAAGCUCUGGCAAGCUCUCCGAGCCUCCUCUGCCGCACCUGGCUAUUUCCAAGAAUUUGUUCUGGGAAACGACCUGCAUCAGGAUGGAGGCUUGCUGAUAAACAACCCAUCUGCAUUGGCAAUUCAUGAGUGUAAAUGUCUGUGGCCAAAUACCCCUUUGCAGUGCGUGGUAUCUCUGGGGACCGGACGCUAUGAGACUGAGGGCAAGAACAAUGCCACCUACACAAGUCUCAAAACAAAAUUAACUAAUGUGAUCAGCAGUGCCACUGACACAGAAGAGGUUCACACAAUGCUUGAUGCCUUGUUGCCUCCCAAUACAUAUUUCCGUUUCAACCCUCACUUGAAUGAGGAUAUACAGUUGAAUGAAAACCGGAAAGAAAAACUGAACCAGUUGCAGACAGAAGGGACUCGUUAUCUGGAGAGGAACGACGAGAAGCUUAAAAAAGCUGCUGAAAUACUAGUGCAGGACAAGACGACUUUUCAGAGUGUAAAUGACUGGAUAAAAUGUAAAAGUGACAUGUAUGAUGGCCUGCCACGUUUAUCAAAAUUGUAAUGACACUAACAAAGCUAAAAAUUGAGAACUCUGCUUAACUGAAGUUGAGUUCAGCCCAGUUGGUCUAAGUGGAAAGUAAGGGAACAAGUCAAGUGUAGGAAACAUCAUGACUUCCAGAGCAGUAGAAGACUGGAGCCGUGUGUUUCAGUCAUGCAGAAGCUGAAUAUUGCUUUACUGUAAUUUCGAUCAAGAUUCGUUUUGUUUUCUGGAAAAAGCACUUGACAGCAGUGUAAUUUUAAUGCAAUAGUGUCAUCAAUGUCCUUUUUUUUUGUUCUUCUUGUGAUUUAUUUAAAUCUGUUUCAGUUAUUUGACAACAUAAUGUAGAUUUUUUUUUUGAAAUUGUUAUUAUAUGUAAUCACAAACGUAGUGUGCCAUACUUCCUUUCCCCUUGCCCUCUUGUUUUCAUUAUACCAUUGAUAUUGAAAUAUGAUUAAACCAACGAGCAUGCGCUAAAUGUACCAUUACAAUUCCACAGUUUCUGUGUUUCCAGUCUCAUUUGAAGGUUCCACUAAAUGUUUUUAUUUUGUUAAUAGGAAUGUGUUUUUCUAUAAUGCUUGAUUGAUCCUAUAAUUAAGUUAAAAUAAAUGCAUGUAUUUUAACAAAUGACAGUCAAGUUCCUCUAUACAUGUGCUAGUUGUAAAUUACACAAGAAGAGAAUGCUUAUAUUUACCUCAUAUGUGUGCAAGUUGUAAUACAGGUAUAUUCAAAACCGUUGAAUAUUCAUAAGAACAUGACAUGGAAAAGAUACAGACAGAUAUUGCCCCUGGGCUUGGGUGGAUGUAUUUUUUAAGGUCUUCAUAAUGUAGUGUGUUAUAUUACACUAUGGGUACACUAUGCACAGUUGACCAGCACUAUUUGUCUUUAUUUUAAAGACAGGUGGCCACUCUGCUGCUUUGUUGGAAAGACCAUGUCUAGUCAAAGGUGUUUUGUGACCCGAUGACAAGGUUGCAUUCUGCUGUUUUUAAUGUACUGAAUUUUGGGAUUGUGGGACCCCACCUCAAGACGAAUGUUAACCCCAUUGUCCUGCACAAUGUUCCUGAACAACCCAUGCUGGUAACCCUAUACUCUUGUCCCCAGUUGUUUGCUACCUCCACUUAAGAAUUUCCAUUGCUCUGCACAUCCACUGCAACUAAAUGAAGUAGUGAAGAGACUUUAUAAUCACCCUGUAUAUUCUCAACAGUUUUAAGUAGCACAGUAAGGCUUCUGUUUUGACACAUUUAAUUUCUGUUGCAUUUAAAGUUGACCAUGUUUAGAAAGGAAGGUUUGUUUUGUAUGUCAUUUCUAUGAAACAGUAUCUAUUGUGUUGUAUGGUAGGUUAGUUAAAAUAACCUAUUUAAAGUCAAAGAAAUAAAAUAUAGUUGAAUGCA
Molecule: messenger RNA, 4006 nt
Organism: Polyodon spathula (Mississippi paddlefish)
Lineage: Eukaryota; Metazoa; Chordata; Actinopteri; Acipenseriformes; Polyodontidae
Product: calcium-independent phospholipase A2-gamma-like
Exons: 10
Coding region: 258-2639 (793 amino acids)
Biological process (GO): arachidonate metabolic process
Cellular component (GO): membrane
Source: RefSeq, a predicted model, not a curated record